Diatraea saccharalis (sugarcane borer) is the source of this 4195-nucleotide messenger RNA. Lineage: Eukaryota; Metazoa; Arthropoda; Insecta; Lepidoptera; Crambidae. The record is from the annotation of a GenBank genome assembly.
AUAGAUACUACCCCUUGUUUUUAAGUACGCUAUUAUUCUGUGAAGUUUCAUGUCGUAUUUUCUCGUGUUUUUAUUUACGUGUUAGGUUUUAAUUAAAAUUGGGAAUAUGGAUGAAGUUGCUAAAUUGGAGCAUUUAUCAUUAGUAUCUAAAAUAUGUACUGAACUAGAUAAUCACUUGGGUCUAAAUGACAAAGAUUUAGCGGAAUUUAUAAUAGAUCUAGCUGAUAAAAACCCAACCUUUGAAGGAUUCAAAAAAACUUUGAUUGAAAAUGGAGCAGAAUUUUCAGAUUCUUUUAUGACAAAUUUACUACGCAUAAUACAGCAUAUGAAACCUGUAAACUCUACCGAAACAACAAAUGAAAGACCCACUAACAAGAGUACACUGGCUACUAAGUUUCCCGGCUUAGCAAUACCUAAUGAAAAGGCACCACAGUUUUCAUCUGACGAUGAUAGUAGUGAUGAGGAUAAAGGUGAAACUAAACACAAAAGAAUAACCUCCAAAGACAUAUUCAAGGAAGAAGGUAAAUUAAAAAAUGAUGAUGUUGUUGAUAAAGCAAUGGCAGAGCUCGAGGCUUUAGCACCUUCAAAUUCCAGUACAAAGCCUGGACACCAAAUAGACAGUAAGAAAUCUGAUGAAGGUGACAAGAAUUUAAAAGAUAGUAAAAAUAAAAAAAGGGAAAGGUCAAAAGAAAGAAGCAGACGCAGUAGAAGUAGAGAUAAGAGAAAUCAUAGUAGAGAGAGAAGAAGCCACAGUAGAGGUAGAGACAGAAGAAAAAGGUCGAGAAGUAGACAUAGGAAUAGAUCCAAUGAGAGACAGCGGUCUAGAUCAAGGAACAGACAUCGGUCAAGAUCUCGAGAUAGACAGAGAUCCAGAUCUAGAGAAAGGUACAGAAGAUCUAGGUCUCGAGGUAGGAAAUCAAGAGAUAGAUCACACUCUCGAAACAGAGAGGAUAAACAUAGGUAUGGGGACUCUUUUAAGAAACCUAGAAAGAGAAGUCCAGAAUUGGAAAUGAGUGAUGAUCCAGAACCAGGAAAGAUUUAUAACGGGCGAGUGGCUAACAUUGUGCCAUUUGGUUGUUUUGUACAAAUCGAGGGUGUGAGAAAGAGGUGGGAGGGCUUGGUACACAUAUCCCAGCUGCGCUCUGAAGGUCGGGUCACUAAUGUUUCAGAUGUUGUAUCAAGAGGAGAUAAAGUUAAGAUUAAGGUAUUAUCAAUAACAGGACAAAAAGUAUCACUCACUAUGAAGGAUGUCUGUCAAGAAACAGGAAAAGAUCUCAACCCAACUUCACAUGCUCAUUUGGAGGCGGAGCGCGAAGGCCGCAACCCGGACCGGCCCGCCGCCAACGCGACCGUGCUGGCAGGACUACAGGGUGCGCUCGACCCCGACGAGGACUCCAGCCGCAAGAGGGUCACCAGGAUCUCCAGUCCCGAGCGGUGGGAGAUCAAGCAGAUGAUAUCGUCCGGUGUGAUCGACAAGAGCGAGCUGCCAGACUUCGACGAGGAGACCGGUUUACUACCGAAAGACGAAGACGGGGAAGCGGAUAUCGAGAUCGAGCUGGUGGAGGACGAGCCCCCGUUUUUGCAGGGUCACGGGCGUGCGUUACACGAGCUGUCUCCUGUGAGAAUAGUCAAGAAUCCCGACGGAUCACUGGCACAGGCGGCGAUGAUGCAGAGCGCGCUCGCCAAAGAGAGAAGAGAGCAAAAGAUGAUCCAGAGGGAGCAGGAGAUGGAGAGUCUACCGACCGGAUUGAACAAGAACUGGAUCGAUCCAUUGCCCGAGGCUGAUGGCAGAGCGUUGGCGGCGAACAUGCGCGGCGCGGGCAUCACGCCGCAAGAUUUGCCCGAGUGGAAGAAACACGUCAUCGGAGGCAAGAAAUCCUCCUUCGGCAAGAAGACUAAUCUGUCUUUACUCGAGCAGAGGCAAUCCUUGCCCAUUUACAAACUCAGGGAUGAAUUAACUAAGGCGGUGGCCGACAAUCAGAUCCUGAUAGUGAUCGGCGAGACUGGAUCGGGCAAGACGACGCAGAUAACUCAGUACCUGGCCGAGUGCGGGCUGACGGCGCGCGGCAAGAUCGCGUGCACGCAGCCGCGGCGCGUGGCCGCCAUGUCCGUGGCCAAGCGCGUGGCCGAGGAGUUCGGCUGCAGGCUCGGCCAGGAGGUCGGCUACACUAUACGCUUCGAGGACUGCACCAGUCCGGAGACAGUCAUCAAGUACAUGACAGACGGUAUGUUGCUUCGCGAGUGUCUGAUGGAUCUAGAUUUGAAAUCAUAUUCAGUGAUAAUGUUGGACGAAGCCCACGAGCGGACCAUACACACGGACGUACUGUUCGGUCUACUGAAGCAGGCUGUGCAGAAGAGGCCCGAGCUCAAACUGAUCGUCACCUCAGCCACUUUGGAUGCGGUGAAAUUCUCACAGUACUUCUUCGAGGCACCGAUCUUCACUAUCCCGGGGAGAACUUUCCCAGUCGAAGUUCUAUACACCAAAGAACCGGAGACCGAUUACUUGGACGCGUCGUUGAUAACCGUGAUGCAGAUACAUUUGAGGGAGCCGCCUGGAGAUAUACUUCUGUUCUUGACCGGUCAGGAAGAAAUCGAUACGGCUUGCGAGAUCUUAUAUGAACGUAUGAAGUCCCUCGGUCCGGAUGUGCCGGAGUUGAUAAUACUGCCGGUGUAUUCCGCGCUGCCUUCGGAGAUGCAGACUCGUAUCUUCGAGCCGGCGCCGCCUGGUUCCCGCAAGGUGGUUAUAGCCACUAACAUAGCGGAGACGUCGCUCACUAUCGACGGUAUUUACUACGUCGUGGAUCCCGGUUUUGUGAAGCAGAAGGUGUACAACUCGAAGACCGGCAUGGACUCUUUGGUGGUCACUCCGAUUUCACAGGCAGCGGCAAAGCAGAGGGCGGGUCGCGCGGGCCGGACCGGUCCGGGCAAAUGUUACCGUCUGUACACGGAGCGCGCCUACCGCGACGAGAUGCUGCCCACGCCCGUGCCCGAGAUACAACGGACCAACCUCGCCACCACGGUGUUGCAGCUGAAGACGAUGGGCAUCAACGACCUGCUGCACUUCGACUUCAUGGACGCGCCGCCGGUGGAGUCGCUCAUCAUGGCGCUGGAGCAGCUGCACUCGCUCUCCGCGCUCGACUCCGAGGGGCUGCUCACCAGGCUCGGCCGCAGGAUGGCGGAGUUCCCUCUGGAGCCGAAUCUUUCCAAAAUUCUCAUAAUGUCGGUCGCCCUCCAAUGCUCCGACGAGAUAUUGACCAUAGUGUCCAUGCUCAGCGUCCAGAAUGUUUUCUACCGUCCUAAAGACAAGCAAGCUCUCGCCGAUCAGAAAAAGGCCAAGUUCAACCAGCCAGAGGGCGAUCACCUCACUUUGCUCGCGGUCUACAAUAGCUGGCGGAAUAAUAAGUUCUCCAACGCUUGGUGCUACGAAAAUUUCGUGCAGAUUAGGACGUUGAAAAGAGCACAAGAUGUCAGGAAACAGCUGCUUGGGAUUAUGGAUAGGCAUAAACUAGAUGUGGUGUCAGCGGGUAAAAAUACGGUGCGCAUUCAAAAGACGAUCUGCUCGGGAUUCUUCAGGAAUGCGGCCAAGAAAGACCCUCAAGAGGGGUAUCGCACUCUCGUCGACAGCCAGGUCGUCUACAUACAUCCCUCUAGCGCUCUCUUCAAUAGGCAACCCGAAUGGGUGAUCUACCAUGAACUGGUGCAAACCACGAAGGAGUAUAUGCGCGAGGUGACGACCAUCGACCCCAAGUGGUUGGUAGAGUUUGCACCGGCAUUCUUCAAGUUCUCUGACCCCACCAAACUCUCCAAGUUCAAGAAGAACCAACGGCUCGAACCUUUGUACAACAAAUACGAGGAACCGAACGCUUGGAGAAUAUCCAGGGUCCGUAGAAGAAGAAAUUAGUGUUCACCUGCACUCUUAUCUGUGUCACACUGAAGUAUUACAGAUAUUUCAUGUUAUAUAGUUCAAGGGAUAUUAUACUAUUUACCCUUCACAUUAAAAACAUUUUAAUGAGUUUCUUUGAAGUAUGAAAGAAGGAAUAGUCUUCUAAUAUGAAGUGUGUAAUGUAUGAUAUUGUUUGUAUCGUUGUUUUAUACCACUCUAUUUAAUAUUGUCAAAUUUGUUCUAGAUCAUUCCUUGACAAUAAAAAAUUUGCUAUGCUAACAAAACUGGAGUCGAAAUAUAUGUUAUCAAAUC